AUGCCUAUAACACAUUCCACUGCUGGGGUCGCUGACACCUUUGCAUACAAGCAGGCGCUCGAGCUCGGUACUGGUGUGAAUGUGGCAAAAAAGAGCGGCUUCAAAAGUUGGCUGACUCAUUUGAGGCUCCACAGAGCGUUGGUUGUGGCGAAAGAGUCAGAGCUGACUCGAGAGCUGCGGCAGAUGCGGCAGGCACAUCGCAGGGAGACGAGGUUCAAUCCGCAGUCUACUGUCGGUAUUCUGGACGAUACUCAUCUUCCCACGUUGGUCGCUACUGAGGGGGCUAGGAAGGCGAGUGAGGAACUGCGAAAGUAA
Molecule: messenger RNA, 315 nt
Organism: Perkinsus marinus ATCC 50983
Lineage: Eukaryota; Perkinsozoa; Perkinsida; Perkinsidae
Exons: 1
Coding region: 1-315 (104 amino acids)
Source: RefSeq, a predicted model, not a curated record